Messenger RNA from Aspergillus vadensis CBS 113365, 1728 nucleotides. RefSeq names its product multicopper oxidase. The transcript has 4 exons. The coding region runs from base 1 to 1728 and encodes 575 amino acids. Gene Ontology annotation, molecular function: copper ion binding; oxidoreductase activity. Lineage: Eukaryota; Fungi; Ascomycota; Eurotiomycetes; Eurotiales; Aspergillaceae. The record is from RefSeq and is a predicted model, not a curated record.
AUGGGUGAUUUUAUCCAGGGGGUAUCAUGCCGGGUCGUGGGAUAUAAUCUUACCCUAACAUGGCAGGAUCAUGAGGUUGCUGGGGACAUCCGAAAUGUCGUUCUCAUUAACGGACAGUUUCCCGGCCCUACACUCUGGCUGAAACAGGGAGAUGAUGUAGAAGUUUUGGUGACUAACAACAUGCCUUUUCCAACUACCGUUCACUUUCAUGGUAUCCAACAGCAAGGUACCCCCUGGUCUGACGGGGUCCCCGGUCUAACUCAACUACCUAUCGCGCCAGGGGACCAGUUCUUGUAUAACUGGAAAGCCGACGACUACGGUGCUUACAUCUAUCAUUCACACGAAUCGGCCCAGAUAGACGACGGCUUUUACGGAGCCAUCUAUAUCAAGCCAGCAGACAACGUUGAGAGGCCAUUCUCGUUGAUCAGCACAGAUAAGACGCAGCUGGACUUCCUGAGACAGGCAGAGCAGAAUACCCAGCCGGUUAUUCUUUCAGACUGGCGGCGUCUGACUUCAGCGGAAAUUUUGAACAUCGAGGAACUAUCCGGUGUUGAGAGUUACUGUGCUAGUUCCAUCCUCGUGAAUGGCAAGGGAUCUAUGUUUUGUCCGCCACAGGAGCAUAUCAAUGAGCUCACCCGGCCAGAAUUGAAAGAACUGCUCAAUGGGAGAAAUAUGUCUGAUAUGGGCUGCCUACCGCCCAUUGCAGCCCGCCUGGGUUUCUUCCCGUUCAACAUGAGCGAAAUCCCCAAAGGAUAUUACGAAGGUUGCACACCAGCUGAGGGCCAGACCGAAGUCUUCUUUGUUGAUCCUGCUUCACAAUGCGUCAGCUACGACUUGAUAAACAUUGCUGGGAGCUCCUCGCUAGUAUUCUCAAUUGAUGAGCACCCGCUGUACAUCUACGCGGUAGAUGGUCGAUACGUUGAGCCACUGCUUGUCGAUGCCCUCACUAUCCAAAUCGGAGCCCGGUAUUCCGUCAUGGCAAGGCUAGAUCGGCCUGCGGGUAACUACACUAUUCGGGUUGCCAAUAACUAUGCAAAUCAAAUCAUCAACGGGACGGCAAUAUUGUCUUACAAAGCGCCCUCGGAGCAAUACUCCUCCGAGCCAUAUAUCACUGAGAUAGGGAAGGGGGUCUCCCCGAAAACAAACAUUUUGGAUGAAACAGAUCUAGUCCCAUUUCCAGCCUUAGCGCCGGCGUUGGACGUUGAUCGCACUUUUAUCCUGAACGUCCAUAUGUACAAUGCGUCAUAUACCUGGGUAUUGGGCAAUGACAGUUACCCGCCGUCAAUAGAGCACCUAUCGGUGCCCGUGCUCUACAACAUCAGUUCGAUACCUGUGCAAUAUACCCUUCCGACCUUGAACGACACAUGGGUCGAUCUUAUAAUAAAUGUCGCGACUGGAGAGCCUCAGCAUCCGUUGCAUAAGCAUUCGAACAAGUUUUUCGUGAUUGGAGAAGGCUCAGGCCCGUGGACGUAUGCCUCGGUGGCCGAGGCGGCUGAACAUAUUCCUGACAGUUUCAAUUUCGUGAACCCGCAGCUUAGGGACACAUAUCCAACACCGACCUCCAGAAAUGGUGGGGCUUGGCUAGCACUUCGAUAUCAUGUACAGAAUCCGGGGCCUUUCCUAUUUCAUUGUCACGUUCUUAUGCACCAAGUUGGUGGGCUUGCUGUGGCUUUCUUGGACGGCAUAAAUAUAUGGCCGACAGUGCUGGAGGACUGUGAUCCACACUGA